CCCGCAGUGCUUGGGCCAAACCGGACGGGAGCCGCGCCAUGGAGCGCUCCGAGGUCUCCUGCUUCUCGGCGGCCUUUAGCUGCACCUUCCUCGCCUCCUGCCUGCUCUUCUCGGCGUUCAACCGGCAACAGCGGGCGGCCUACAUGGACGAGGCCUUCCACGUUCCGCAGGCGCAAGCUUAUUGCGCGGGUCGGUUCCAGCAGUGGGAUCCAAUGAUCACCACUUUGCCUGGUUUGUACUUGCUGUCAGUUGGAAUUCUGAAGCCCACAGCCUGGCUGUUCGGGUGGUCUGAAAGUCUCUUCUGCUCUACAGGGAUCCUUCGAUUCAUUAAUCUGCUUUUCAGCACUGGAAACUUCUAUUUAUUAUAUUUGCUCUUCUGCAGGAUACACCAUAAAAAGGCUGCCUCUGGAUUCCAGAGAAUCCUGUCAACCUUGACACUAGCAAUAUUUCCAACUCUUUAUUUUUUUACAUUCCUUUACUAUACUGAUACAGGCUCCACGUUUUUUAUCCUCUUUGCCUAUUUAAUGUGUCUUUAUGGCAAUCAUAAAACCUCAGCAUUCCUUGGAUUUUGUGGGGUUAUGUUUCGCCAGACGAAUAUUGUAUGGACUGUCUUCUGUGGUGGAAGUGUUGUUGCAGAAAAGCUAAGUGAAGGCUGGAAAGUGAAAUUACUGAAAAGCAAAGAGAAGAAAAACUUACCAACACAAAACCUCUUUUCAGAAUCAAUCAGGAUUGUUAGAUUUGUCCUUGGGUACUUUACGUCAUUUAAAAACUUGAGCAAUCUGAUUCUCUUGAUAUGGCCAUACGUUACUGUAAUGGUGGCAUUUGCUACUUUCGUUGUCCUCAACGCUGGCAUCGUUCUUGGGGACAGGAGCAGUCAUGAAGCCUGCCUGCACUUCCCUCAGCUAUUUUACUUUUUUUCUUUUAGUCUUUUUUUUUCCUUCCCUCUUAUAGUGACACCCAGUAAACUUAUCAGUUUUCUCCAUUCUGUGAGGAUCUAUUUUCUGCGAUAUAGUAUCCUGACAAUUGUUUCUUUAUUCCUUGUCUGGAAAUUUACUUAUGCGCAUAAGUAUUUGCUUGCAGAUAACAGACAUUACACAUUUUAUGUGUGGAGAAAAAUCUUUCAGAGACAUGAGCUUGUCAAGUACAUGUUAGUUCCAGUUUAUAUAUUUGCUGGCUGGUGUUUCACAGAUGCACUGAAGUCAAAAUCUGUUUUCUGGAACUUAGUAUAUUUUGUAUGUUUGUUUGCAGUCACGGUUCCACAAAAGCUUCUAGAAUUCCGUUAUUUCAUUUUGCCAUAUAUUAUAUAUAGGCUUAAUAUUCCUAUGCCAUCACUUUUGAAUCUUUUCUUAGAGUUGAUUGUAUACAUUUUGGUGAAUGCAAUAACAUUGUAUUUCUUUUUGAACAAACCAUUUCACUGGCCAUUUAAUGAGGAAAUCCAGAGGUUUAUGUGGUAACACUUUGGUUUCUAAAACCUGUUCCAGAGCUUUUUGCUACAAAUAAGAAGUUACAAUUUCAAAACUUCAUCAAGGAAAACAAAGUAUUCUUUAUUUAUUUUUGUAAUGGAAUAAAUAUGAAAUGUAUAGGGUAUUUGCAGACACUGGACUGUUUUUAUAAGGGUACCAUCCGUAAUUAUUUCUUAAAGAUCAGGAAAAUUUUACCCACAUUCCCAAAAUAAUGUGAAUGUACAGAUAUUUUGAUCAUACCAGAAAUCAUAAAACGUGGACUGUUUUCAUUGUAUUGCUGUACAUGUGUAACAAGUGAUUGAAAAUAAGUUUGAUUUGAUGUCAGUCAAUUAUUUUCCCCAUGCUUGGGUAAUAUUGUUUCAUGUUUGUAUACAGUGACAUUUAAUUUUUUUAUAAUGUUUGGGGUCCAGGGGUCCAGCUAAAAGUCACAUAAUUAUCAGUUUAUUGCAACUAAUAUGAAUGAGAGAAAUGUGCCUCGUAUUAAGGCUGAAAUCUUGGACAAUUUUCUGGCAGGAAACUUUAAAGCAGCGGGGCUAUGUAGAAAUGGAUAGGAUUAUGCUGUGAGCAAGAAGGAAAUUGAUUAUGAACUAGAGAACCAUAAUUAAAUCACAUAUCAUGGGUAGAUAUUAUAUAAUAGCCUUGAUUUGUUAACCACUGAAAGAAAAUCUAGAUACCCUAGUUUGCUAUACCAAGGACACUAAAUUUGUAGUCUCAGCAUAAACCAUAAAUCUUAAAAUACUUCACUAAAUAUUUAAAGCUGUACUGUGUGUACAUUUUCCUAGAGCUGUAGUGGCGCAGUGGUUAGAAUGCAGUAUUGCAGGCUAGAUCUCCCCACAGCCAGGAGUUCGAUCCUGACCUGCUCAAGGUUGACUCAGUCUUCCAUCCUUCCGAGGUUCGUAAAAGGAGGACCCAGAUUGAUGGGGGCAAUUAUGCUGACAUUGUAUAGUGCUAUAGCUAUUGCUAUUCCUGAAAGCAGUCUCCAUUGAACUUAAUAUAUCUUCUCAAUUAACAUGCAUAGUACACCUACAGUCCUAAGUAUCCUUUUUAGAAAUUGUUCUGUUGAACUAAGAAUGAUUUUAUAUAAAAAGUUACCUAGACUCAAUUUUAUCCAUUGUAAAUAUUCUACAACAUUUGAGAAUUGAUAUUCCAUUUAUAAUAAACAAUGGUAGGCAAUGCUUAAAAGUAAACCAAGAAGGCUUCAGGCCUCUUACCAUUAUUAACAAAAUGCCAGUUCUCAGUGAUAUAGGACAACAGUACUGCUAAUUGAUUUUGUCUGAACAUAAUGUCAAACUAUGGCAGUUAAAAUGUUUUUUUAAAUAAAAUCUGAGAUUGUGGAAUUCUAAUAAUAAAUUUGCAUGCUACAUGCCAAAAAAUCAAAAUCAAAUCAAUGUUCCUUAUAUUUAAGGGCUAUAAUACUUGAUAGAAGCAUAUUUAAGAUGUGAAAACAAAUAUUUAGAACUAUACUCAAUAAGAACACUUAGCAAUGAAUAAGAUGAAAAUUUUAAUAUAUUUUUUCAUCACAACCCAAAUAUUAAUACUCUUGUGUUAAUAAGCAAUAAAUGAUAGAAUUUGUUUUA
Molecule: messenger RNA, 3040 nt
Organism: Crotalus tigris (Tiger rattlesnake)
Lineage: Eukaryota; Metazoa; Chordata; Lepidosauria; Squamata; Viperidae
Product: dol-P-Glc:Glc(2)Man(9)GlcNAc(2)-PP-Dol alpha-1,2-glucosyltransferase-like
Exons: 3
Coding region: 39-1454 (471 amino acids)
Biological process (GO): protein N-linked glycosylation; dolichol-linked oligosaccharide biosynthetic process
Cellular component (GO): endoplasmic reticulum
Molecular function (GO): dolichyl pyrophosphate Glc2Man9GlcNAc2 alpha-1,2-glucosyltransferase activity
Source: RefSeq, a predicted model, not a curated record